Pangasianodon hypophthalmus (striped catfish) is the source of this 8108-nucleotide messenger RNA. RefSeq names its product sema domain, immunoglobulin domain (Ig), transmembrane domain (TM) and short cytoplasmic domain, (semaphorin) 4C (gene sema4c). Gene Ontology annotation, molecular function: chemorepellent activity; semaphorin receptor binding. The record is from RefSeq and is a predicted model, not a curated record. The transcript is spliced from 17 exons. The coding region runs from base 1083 to 3686 and encodes 867 amino acids. Gene Ontology annotation, biological process: axon guidance; neural crest cell migration; negative chemotaxis. Lineage: Eukaryota; Metazoa; Chordata; Actinopteri; Siluriformes; Pangasiidae.
AGGUGCUGCGGGGCGGGCGCUCGCGGAUCAGUGUGCGCGUGUGCCUUCGCCUGUGUGUGUGUGUGUGUGUGUGUGUGUGAGUGUGUGUGCGCGUUAUCCCCUCCCUCAGAGCGAGCGCGAGCCACGGAGAGCAGAGACGGAGCAGAGUAAACGGCAGUCGGUGUGAACGUGAACGGACGCUCCGCUUUUCUUCUUCUUCUUGUUGUUGUUGUUGUUGCGGAGGUCGGAGUGUGUGUGCGGUUCAUUUCUUUCGUUCCGCGCGAGGAUGAGGAGAACGAGCGCGUGAGUGAACUAAACCCACCGGAGCACGCGCACCCGUAACGAUUACGGAUCGGAUCUGCUCGCGAGAGGAAACUCCAGCUUUGGAUCGUGUGUGUGUGUGUGUGUGAGAGAGAGAGUGUGUGUGUGUGUGUGUGUGUGUGGAUGAGACUUCGCUGUAACGAAGCUCCGGAGCGACAACACGGUCCCCACAAUGUGUGAAUAUGACUGACUGAAAAAGUGUGGCUUUCUUUAUCAUUGCUGACAGAGGUUGUUAUCAACGUCUCCCACGGCUCAUUGUCCAGUCUGAACCAUCUCUUUGCACCAAGAACUCCAUCAAACAUCCAGUCACAGCCCCUGCUGUAUGCUGAGAACUACUAGCCAUCCAAUCAGAACCACAACAUCGAGUUGCCCAGUCAAAACCAUUGGAGUGUACCAAGAACUGCUAUUUCUCAUUUGAGCCAUCAAUACCCAGAUCCAGUCAUCCAAUCUGUACAUGGAAAACCAACAGUGGUCCAUUCAGAACCAUUAAGAAGGAACUGUUGUAUAAGGAGAACCAUAGAACUGCUGUUGCUCCAAUCAGAACCAUUUCUACUCACCACAAAAAACUACUAGUUCUCCAAUCCGAACUUCACUGAUCACCAAGAACAACCAAUCAGAACCAUCGCUGUACACUAAGAAGUACCAUUCCACCAAUCAGAGCCAACAUCUGGAACUAUCAGUCAUCUAAUCAGGACCAUCGUUGUCCAACUGGAACCAAAAUAGUUAUCAAAUAAGAAGAUUUUUCUGAUUUAUAUCCAGUCAUAAAAAGGAUAUCUGGAGAAAUGGGUGGGGCUAAAGUCCUACUCGUGAUGCUGGUGAUUGGUCUGGAAAAUGUGAACUGUGUGAACUGGAACCCAGUCCCGCGCAAGACCAUCCGAUAUCACGAAGUGAUAGACAGCAUGGCACGCUUCCGGGCAGUGGGUGUGUUUAACUACACCAUGUUGACUCUGUCUGAGCACGAGCGCGUCCUGUACGUCGGUGCCAGAGAAACGCUAUUCGCCCUCGACCCUAAUGACAUCACACGACAGCUCCGCCCACAGAUUGACUGGCCAGCCCCUGUGGAGAAGAAGAAAGAGUGUGCAGAGAGAGGAAAAAACAACCAGACGGAGUGUUUUAACUACAUCCGGUUCCUGCAGGGCUACAAUCACACACACAUGUACACAUGCGGUACCUACGCUUUCCAACCCAAGUGCACCUACAUCAAUGUGGAUCAUUUCACUCUGAACGGCGCCGCCCUGGAGGACGGGAAGGGCAAGUGUCCCUACGACCCCGCUAAAGGCCACACCGGCCUCAUCGUGGAUAAGGAGCUGUACUCUGCCACUCUGAAUAAUUUCUUGGGCACGGAGCCGGUGAUCCUGCGCAACCUGGGACAGCAGCACUACAGCAUGAAGAGCGAAUAUCUGCCGGCCUGGCUCAACGAGCCGAACUUUGUGGGUUCUGCUCUGGUGCGUGAAAGCAGGAACAGCCGCGAGGGAGACGAUGAUAAAAUCUACUUCUUCUUCAGCGAGAGAGCCGUGGAGCUCGACUGUGACGGAGACCUGACUGUAGCCCGGGUGGCCCGUGUGUGUAAGGGUGACCAGGGGGGAACUCGGACACUGCAGAAGAAGUGGACGACGUUUCAGAAAGCUCGUUUGGUUUGUUCCCUCCCUGAGCGCCACAUCACCUUCAACCACCUGCAGGCCGUCUUCACCAUGCAGGGAGCUGAUUGGAGGAGCACCGUCUUCUACGGAGUUUUCCACGCCCAGUGGGGGGACGUGGACGUCUCGGCCGUGUGUCAGUACCACAUCGGAGAUGUGAAGAGUGUGUUCGAGGGCCCGUAUAAGGAAUACCGGGAGGCGUCUCAGAGAUGGGGGAGAUACACGGGUGUCGUGCCGAACCCACGGCCCGGAGCGUGUAUCACAAACUUUGACAGAGAGAACGGUUAUAACAGCUCGCUGCAGCUGCCAGACGCCACGCUGAACUUCGCUAAGAAACACCCGCUGAUGGAGCUGAGGGCCGAAGCUCGACCCCUGAUGCUCACCAAGGGAGUGAACUUCACCCGGAUCGCAGUGGACCGAGUGAACGCCCUCGACCAGAGAGUGUACAGCGUGCUGUUUAUCGGAACAGCUGAUGGAUGGCUCCAGCGAGUGGCUAUUGUUGGAUCUGAGGCUCAUGUGAUUGAGGAGAUCCAGCUGUUUGAUUGGCCGCAACCAGUCGACAGUCUGACCAUCUCGCACAGCAAGAAGUACCUGUAUAUCGGCUCUCGGUCCGAGGUGUUACAGUUGCCCUUGGCUAACUGCAGUCGUUAUCACUCUCAGCCGGACUGCUGGCUGUCCCGAGAUCCGUACUGCGCCUGGGACAGUGAGGGACGAGCCUGUGUCCGCAUCGACCUCCACCGCGGGUCCAUGUCCACUCUCACUCAGGAUCUCAUGCUGGAGAGGUUCAAUCGAGGGUCAAAGGUCAAGUUUGAUAAGCCGGUGUCCAUCCCGAGUCCAGAACAUUCCCGGCUGAGGAAUGUGACCGUGGUGGUGGGUUCGGACCUCGUCCUGCCGUGCCAGCUGGUCUCGAACCUGGCGCGUCCCUCGUGGGCGCUGAACGAGCGUGAGUUGUUGCUCUCGUCUGACUCGGACACUUCAGGUCCCCGUUUCGACCGCGCCCUUCGUGCCCUCGUCAUCCCCCGUGCGGGCGCCGUCCAGAACGGACGCUACGUGUGCUACUCCGAGGAGCAGGGGGUGAAGUUCCAGAUGGAGCGCUACCAUGUGGCGGUGGUGGCCAGCGCCCCAGUGUUUAUGGAAGCGCGGUUGCCAGAUGCCAGCAUGGGGCUUUUCUGGGUGCUGGUGAUUGCGUUGGGCGUGACGUGUCUGGUGCUGCUCGCCGGCGCCCUCUACCUGCGCCGGAGGCUGAAGUUAGCGCUGGGGAAAGCAGGAACCGCUGAGAUGAAGCCGUUAGAGAGUACGCUGGUCUACCCGAUCACGCUGCCCAAGGAGACGCCAAGCUUCGUGCCCAGCAAGAUGCCCACCAGCUCAAACAACGACGAGGACCGGUUCUGGGAAACCGGCGCCAAUUAUUACUACUCGGACGGAUCGUUGAAGAUCGUGCCUGGACACGCUUCUUCGUCUUCUCCGAGCGCUAUUCCCGGGCAGCCGCUACACUCACCGAGCCGCCUGAGCCUCACGAACAUACGGAACUCUGGCACCAACGGGUACGUUCGACUCAGCCUGAGCGUGGCAGGCGAGGACCGGGCGAAUGGAGGGAUGAGUGCAGGAGGAGUGGGAGGAGUUGGAGCAAAGCUGGGGAUCGGUGCCAGGGAGAACGACUACACCAGCCCCUUCAAGGAGGAGCUACGGAGGACGCUGCAGCAGAGAAGCGUCCUGCCUGACGCCAACCCGGAAGAGUCAUCGGUGUAGAGCACAAACAGAGACGCCAAACUGUCGCCUACCUCCCUCCUUCACGGAGAAACAUCCUUCCUCUCUCUUUCACUAUCUCUCCUUCCAUCCAUCAGACACAUCUUCUCUCUAACUCUCGGCUAACGCCAUCAACCCAGUCCAGCAGGUGGCAUGCUAAUGCUAAUGGCUAACACCCAUACACAGAAUGCGUCAUGAUCUCUCCAUCAACAAAAUGGUUUUCAUUUCAUGGCGACGGCUAACUGAAAAAAAAAGGCUAAAAACUUUUAAAAAUUGGCCUAAAGUCCAAUUGGCCAAAUUUAGCUGUCACUCAAUCAUGUGGGAGGAGCCACACCUAUUUGCGUUCUGUUUCAGGAUUGGAUGAGGGAGGGAGGGAAAAAAAAUCGGGAAAACUUUUCAGCAAGACGACAAUCAUACUUUUUGAAAGAAAAAAGUGUGAAAGAGAAGAGAGAGGACGAAGUAAAUGAAGGGAGCUGUAAAAGAAAGCGUCAGCGAAUGACAAACAAACUGUCAGGCUUUCUAUACAGCUCGUUUUUUUUAACGUUGUUUUAUUUUUUGUUUCUUCUGAGAAUGUCUUCAGUCUCAAAGCACUAAUAUAUUGUGACGUUUGUAAUUUAAAGAUUUUUCUUCGUAUUUCUGUAACAUUCGGAACGAUGGAGAAGGACGCGGGGACGUUUUAUGGCCUCGGGUGGAAUGUGAAACGGAGGACAGGUAGUUUAUCUCUCCGUCCUUUAGCUAAGACUCGUUUUGCAAACGGAGCCGAGUGUUUGACGCUGACUCGGGAAAACUGAUGAACUGCGUUUGUGCUAAGCCAACAACUGUACAUCAUUACUGUAAAAACAAGUUUCAACAAGUGCAUUACUGCGUAUAAAUCACUUCUGGAUAGUUACUUCGCCGUGGAUAAACUGACCCUGAUUGGACGCCAAAGGCUGUAAUUGAUGCCACAUUAUCCAAUCAGAGGCUGCGUCCGAUUCAACACAGCAUCUCACACCUCCACAGACUGAAUUGUCAGACAAAAGACAAGGACAUUUUCUCGUUUUCAUAUUUUUCUGAUGUAUAACAGAAGGAGACGUGGGUCACCCAUCCGUGAGGUACUACAGCAGACUACAGCCGGUCGCUACUUUCUUGCAUGAAGCUCUACAAGCCGGCAUUUUUUUUUCUCUCCGAAGUGCAAAAGUUCACUAAGUCUUACUCAUGACUCAGACUCUUUGAAAAAAAAAAAAAAGAAUAAAUAAAAAGACAUUGUGAUUUGUUUUUGAUUUUGUUCAUUUCGCUGUGCCUCUUCAGCAUGGGCUAAGCCAAAGUAGACUGCAGAUGGUUUUCUUCUUCUCUUUCUAUCCAUUUCUUUUUUUUUUAUUCCUUAUUUAAGUUCGGAGUCCGUCCACUGCACAGAAAAGGACUGUUCUACUACAGAAGCGUACUGAGUGUUUGCUUUGUUAUUAAUCUCUUUUUUGAUGGAGAAAAAAAAAUCAAUAUAUUUUGUGGCAUGACAGCUUUAUGAUGUUUUUUCAAGCAGCUCUCUGUUCUGUUGUCCAAACGUCAGAUACGAUUAAAAAAAGAAAGAAAGAAAGAAACUCAAAAGUAAUGGAAAUUUAAUGGCGGAUUUUAGCCAUUUCACAGAAGAUUACUAUUUCUUAAUUUGUCAGUGCGCCUUGUUGUUGGUGCAAAAGCCUAAAAAAAGCAGAAAGAGUUCUCAGGGUGGAGCUUUUUAAACAUCUUAAGAAUCUACGCUAGUUACGGGCAGGCGUGUGCCGAUGAUUGGUCAUCCAUUAAACCGCAAAAUAUUUAAUAAAAAUAUAAUAAUCUUAUUGUGUAUUAACACGUCAAAAUAUGGGACGCAGGACAUGUGUCCUUCUUGGAGAAGAUUAUAAUUUAGUUCACCAGACUAAAGCGUUACAUCAAAGAGUUAAACGAGAUUCAGCUGGAAACGAAAUUUACACACUUACCUCUUAGGCCAGGUUUAUACGUAAGGAAUAAAACAGUAACAGCAAGUGUUUUAUUUCUCUUAUACCACAGUAACAAUUUCUAUUUCUUAAAAAACGACACUUUCUGCAACGUUUGUGAAACAAGUUAGUUCCUGUUCUCACUUACGUUAUAGCAGCUAUAAUCAGUCGUUCUCUCACCAGCCUCUCGUUUUUCUCUCUCUUGACGUUAAUAAGACAAAAAAAACCGCAUCUUGUCAUGUUAAAGAGAAACCACAAAGCGUAAACUCCUCUGUUCUUAAAAUUACAGCUUUACGUCUGACUGUUACAAAGCGCUGACGCUGGAGACUCCUUCCUGAAAUGUUCAUUUACAGAAAACUUCGCUAUGCCGACGGUUACACACAUCAGUUUACGUAGAGUGUCUGACCUACGAGUCCCUGCGAACGAGCUGUUACUAUAGCAACGGUAAAAUAUUAGACGGAGCGUGUAAAUAUUAACCUGCGCUUCAGUCAGAGCUUCUGUUAUAGAAAAUUAGCAUUUUUCUGACCAAUCAGAAUAGAGAAUUCAACAGCGAUGUGGUUUAAUUGCUUUUAAUUAUGUGUACGCAUAUCAAUGAGUUCCUAAUAUGUUUUGAAUAAAAAAAAAAAGCCUCAUGUAGCAUAAAAACUUUCAGAAAAAGUCAAUCUUCUGGAUUUUCUAAAUUAGUAAAUAUAUUUAAACGUAAACUCAUCGCAGCAAUCAGGACAAUGGCGGACGUUUUAAGAAGUCCAUGCACAACAAAUAUGCGUCCUAGAAUAGUUCACAUGAAAUCACUAAACUGUUUACUGGUUGGCAUGGCAACAACCGGACAGUGGAUAUCGCUUUUAAUUUUCGAGAUGUACAAAAGGUACGCAGGAGCCAAGACUACAGGAAGCCAAUAGCCACCAGGUUAGCAUCAGUUAUUUGUUAGCUACUUGUAGAAGCUGUAAGAACACUGAACAUGUCUAUGCUAAUCGAGUACAUUUGGCUAAAAAAUUGUUCAAGUGAAAAAAAUAUCGUAAUAAAUUCGUCAAAUCAUAACGUGAAACCUGAAUAUCGGCACACGCCAAGCUACGAGGUGGUUUCAGUUUUGAAGGAUUAUUUCAUGUCGCUGCCAUUUCGUUGAGCAAGAACUAAUCUGUAAAACAACGGAGCCAUAUUUAUUGCUUCGUUUAGUGCAUAUAGAGUCGGUUUCCCUUAGCAACAGUGCUACGAGGGCCUGUGAUUGGUUAAGGUUCUUCGUGCGCUAAGUAUAGUUGAGGUUAGUCGAAUUGCAUCUGCAUGCAAGUCAUUUGUGCAAAAACUACAGCCGUUUCUCAUUCACAAAAUGUAGUGCACUUCAAGACAGCAAGGGCAGACGAGUGGCGUUUGAGACACAGCCCGUGUGCUAAAGACUUUGGUAAAUUCGGCUCACGUGUACAAAGUGACCGACUUUUAAGUUAGCAAGUGCACUACACUGACAGAUUUAGAAGAAGAGUGUCGAUUGAAACACAGCCUGUGUUUUCAAUCACACAGCCACUUUUACUAAGAGCCUGGCUUUAAAGUCAUCAAGUGGACUUCAUUCACUGAUUAGGGAGUGAUGCAGUGCAUUUUAAGGGUUCAAGGGCAGAAGGCAACUCAGAUAAAGCCCAUGUGUCGCUCGUCCACCGUUAUACAGCGACUGACUUUAAAGUGCCCUACAUUUACUUUUUAAGAAGUAAUAGAGUGCACUUGACAGGUUGUAAGGGCAGAGAGUCGAGAUUGAGACACAGCCACAGUGUUUGGUUAAAAAGCCUUUGGUAUUUCUGGUCCAUGUUUAUAAAGCGACUUUAAAGUGCACUACAUACUACCGAAAGUGAUGGAGUGCACUUCAAGCAGGAUUCAGACACAGCCCAUGUGCUAAAGACUUUCAUAAAUCUGGUCCACGUUUACAAGGUGACUUUAAAGUUUGCAAGUGCACUAUAUGCUGCUGAUUCCGUAGUGAAAUGCACUUCGGUGCAAGUGGAGGAGGAGAAUUGAAACACAGCCCAUGUGCUAAAUAAAGACUUUGGAAAUUCUGGCCACUUUUAUAACCGUACUGACUUUCUCUCUCUCUCUCUCUCUCUCUCUCUUUCUCUCACACACACACACACACACACACACACACACACACACACUCCACAUGGCCUGUGUGGUGUUUAGAGACACCAUUUCUGCUCUUCUUUCGUGGCCAAAUGUUAAUCUGCUCUUUUAUGGUUCUUGUUGUUUUUGUUUGUUUGUUUGUUCGUUCGUUCGUUUUGUGUUUUUUUUUUUACUUUAUUGCCUGCUUUUUUUAAUAAAUGUGUCUUGUGUUUUUUUUUUUUUUUUUUACUAUUAUUAUUUUAUAAUUUUAAGUAUAAUGUUUAGUAACUUAUUUCGCUUGUACAAAAAACUCCAAAUGUCGAUAUUUAUUAUUAAUGUACAUAUGUCCUUAUUUUUUAUAUAUGUACAUAUUCACAUGAAAUAAAGUUCAAUUCACUAACUGUGA